Talaromyces atroroseus is the source of this 903-nucleotide messenger RNA. Its product is annotated as Mitogen-activated protein kinase. Gene Ontology annotation, biological process: intracellular signal transduction; protein phosphorylation. Lineage: Eukaryota; Fungi; Ascomycota; Eurotiomycetes; Eurotiales; Trichocomaceae. Gene Ontology annotation, molecular function: protein serine/threonine kinase activity; ATP binding. The record is from RefSeq and is a predicted model, not a curated record. The transcript is spliced from 5 exons. Gene Ontology annotation, cellular component: cytoplasm; nucleus. Bases 1 to 903 code for a protein of 300 amino acids.
AUGGCUCAAGGUCAGAUUCCUCCCCACGGAGGGUCGCGAAAGAUCUCUUUCAAUGUCUCAGACCAGUACGACAUUCAGGAUGUCAUCGGAGAAGGAGCCUAUGGAGUUGUUUGCUCUGCUCUGCACAAGCCUUCUGGCCAGAAGGAACUCAUGGAAACUGAUAUGCACCGAGUAAUCCGCACUCAGGAUCUGUCUGACGACCACUGCCAGUAUUUUAUCUACCAGACUUUGCGCGCGUUGAAAGCCAUGCACUCAGCCAAUGUCUUGCACCGGGACCUAAAACCCUCGAACCUGUUAUUAAACGCCAACUGUGACUUAAAAGUCUGUGAUUUUGGCCUGGCUCGCUCUGCAGCCUCCACUGACGAUAAUUCUGGGUUCAUGACUGAAUAUGUUGCUACUCGUUGGUACCGAGCCCCUGAAAUUAUGUUGACCUUCAAGGAGUACACCAAGGCGAUCGAUGUGUGGAGUGUGGGAUGUAUCCUGGCGGAGAUGCUAAGCGGAAAACCACUGUUUCCUGGCAAAGACUAUCAUCACCAACUUACCCUGAUUCUGGAUGUACUCGGCACGCCCACGAUGGAGGAUUACUACGGCAUCAAAUCACGUCGUGCUCGUGAAUACAUCCGGUCUUUGCCAUUUAAGAAGAAAAUCCCUUUCAAGCACCUCUUCCCGAAAACCAACGACCUCGCACUUGAUCUCCUAGAGAAGCUGCUAGCGUUCAACCCAGCCAAACGUAUCACAGUCGAAGAGGCUCUGCGGCACCCAUACCUCGAGCCAUACCACGAUCCUGAGGAUGAGCCAACUGCGGACCCGAUCCCAGAAGAGUUUUUUGAUUUCGACAAGAACAAGGAUGCCCUAAGCAAGGAGCAACUGAAACUCCUGAUCUACGAGGAAAUCAUGCGGUAG